AUGACCGCUGAAAUGCGCGAUAUGAUCAACCAAUUGAUGGGCUCAAAUCGAGCAGAAGAAGAGGGUCGUCAGCUGGUUCCAUAUAAUCAUCAUUCGGUGUGUCGUGCCUUUUUGCUUGGAUGUUGUCCGCACGAGAUUCUAGCAGAUACACGACUAGAAUCGUUUGUAGCCUGUCAUAAGGUUCACGAAAGUGCACAUAAGGCAGAUUUUGAGAAUGCUCAGAAAGAGAAAGAUCAUUUCUAUGAUGUUGACGUGUUCGAUCGUCUCGAAGAAGCAGUUAGAGUAGUGGAUAAAGAAAUUGAGAGGACGAAAGAGAAGUUGAAGCGUGAUUGCGAGAAUGAAACAGAUCAAGCGGAAAUUUUAAAGACUCAAAAAAUCGGUGAAUUAGGUGAAAAAAUUGGAACAACGAUUGUGAAAAUGGAAGCGUUGGGGAAUGAGGGAAAGGUUGAUGAGGCAAUGGAGUUGUCCAAGACGAUUGAAGAGCUGAAGAAACGAAAAAAAGAUCUGGAGAAUGAUAUGCGUACGGUUUUGAAUACACCGCAAGUUCGUUUACGAGUGUGUGAAAUGUGCAGUGCGCAACUAAGUAUAAUGGAACACGAGACAAGACUAGCAGAUCAUUAUGGCGGUAAAAUGCACGUUGGAAUGGAAACGAUUCGCGAACGGUAUGAGCAGAUGAAGGUGGGAGUUUUUUACUGUUGUGCUGGCGGUGGCGAUUUAUUAUUAUUGUCGUUACCGUAUUUAUUACGGAAAUAUGAAUGUAGACGAGCUGAAUGGCGUAAAGUGAGAUUUGGUAUGAACGGCAGAGAUGAUUUCCGAAGUGAUCGCGAUCGAAAAGAUCGUGAACGUGAAUCUAGAAAUGAUGUGGGUCGUGAGACAAGAGAUUAUCGAGAUUCAAAAGAGGUUGGACGAGAUUUUAGGGAUGCUAGAAAUGAGCGUAGACGAAGCAGUCGAUCACCACCAAGAAGACGUCGUUCACGAUCAUCGUUUGAUCGAAAUCGAGUUCGUGAUCGAGAUUACUCGUUAAGACGAGAUGACCGUGGCAGGGAUCGAGAUUCGUCGAAACGAGGCUAUGAUCGCGAUAGGUAUGUUGCAUGUUAG
Messenger RNA from Anisakis simplex (herring worm), 1098 nucleotides. NCBI's taxonomy places the organism in Eukaryota, Metazoa, Nematoda, Chromadorea, Rhabditida, Anisakidae. The record is from the annotation of a GenBank genome assembly.